AUGUGUCCUUCAACAGGUACUGCUGGGUGUGUGCUGGCAUCCAGAUUGAGCGAAGAUUCGGAAGUCACCGUCUUGCUGAUUGAAGCGGGGAAAAACAACCAGAAUGUGCUCGAGAGUCGUAUGCCACUGGCAUUUCCGAAACUCUUCUUCACCCAGUAUGAUUGGAAUUAUGAGACGGUACCCCAGGCAGCUCUCAACGGACGAAGGGUGCAUUGGCCCAGAGGGAAACUUUUAGGCGGUACAAGUUCGAUCAAUGCUUGUCUACACCAUCACUCUGCGCCCGAAGACUACGCGAAUUGGGUCAAGCUUGGGGCAACAGGGUGGGCAUAUGAGGACCUUCUGCCGUACUUUCGUAAAGCUGAAAAAUACACUGCGAGCGCUGCACACCCUGACGUAGAUGCGUCCCUGCAUGGCAAUGCCGGACCAUGGCAGACGCGACAUUGUGACUUACCUGCAAGUGUCCCUCUCCGCACCCCUGUCUGUCAAGCGAUAGUCGAGAGUUGCGAUAACAUAGGGAUACCAUACAAAUCAGAUUUCAACACGAUUUCUGGAACCAUAGGCUCCGCCAACUUCAUAGAAUUUGUUAAUCAGAAAGGAGAAAGGAGUUCGACGGCAACUGCUUACCUCAAUCCAACCGUUCUGGCUCGGCCAAAUCUCACUGUUUUGGUCGAGACGGCAACGGAAAAGAUCAUGUUCAACAGCAGUGCAGGUAAUCCACGGGCGACAGGUGUACAGAUUUCUAAAUCCUCGGAGUUGCCUAGUUUCUACGUUGCAGCGACCAAGGAAGUCAUACUCUGCGCAGGUGUGGUCGCCACACCCCAGAUACUGAUGAUAUCUGGUAUUGGUCCGAAGGCGGAGCUUGAGCGCUUUGAUAUAAGACCUGUGGCCAUCCUCGAAGAUGUUGGGAAACAUCUAUCGGAUCAUCUCUCACCCGGUCCUAUGGUUUUCCCCUGCAGACCAGGAUACAGUAUGGACUAUCUUUCUAAGCCGGUCGGGGCGGCCGUAGCAGCUGCCAAGUGGUUACUUACCGGCAAAGGCCCCAUGUCACACUCGGUUGUGCCGGGAGCAGCCUUCUUCCGUUCUGACAACUUAGACACAUACAGGUUGCCCUUUGGUCCCGCACGCAAAUACCCCGUGGAAGAUCUUACUACUGGCGCUGGUGCACCCGACGGCGAACUCACGUGGUUCCCCUUAGUAGCACACCCGUCGGGAAUGGGAAGGAUGCCCAAAGGUACCCAAGGCAUAACCUUGGGUGGGAUUGUGCUCCAGCCGAAGUCGAAGGGUACCAUCACGUUGAAUUCAGGUUCUGUCUGGGAAAAGCCUGCCAUUGACGGCAAUUACUUGCAAGACGAGAGCGACAUCAACUUCCUCAUUCGCAUGGUCCACCUUCAGCGGGCCUUAGCCCAUACGCCGCCCUUCAGCGAAGUCCUGGACGUGAAAGAGAAUGUUACAGAUACGAACAGUAUAUUUUGGCCGGCUGAUGCUCCCGCAGACAUGCUUACCGAUGACGUUCUGCGAAAGUGGCUUCGUGUCAACGCGACAUCGGCGUGGCAUCCGGUUGGCUCAGCUCGAAUGGGCCCUUCUCCAGCAGAUAGCGUCGUCGAUCUCGAGUUGCGUGUCCAUGGCGUGGAUGGGCUGAGAGUAUGCGACGCAUCAGUGUUCCCGACGCAGCUCUCCGGCCACCCAUGCGCUCCGGUGGUAGCCUUCGCAGAAAGACUGGCGGAUUUCAUCAAGAGGGGUCGCAAGCAUAUUUAG
Gloeophyllum trabeum ATCC 11539 is the source of this 1755-nucleotide messenger RNA. RefSeq names its product GMC oxidoreductase. The transcript has 15 exons. Gene Ontology annotation, molecular function: oxidoreductase activity, acting on CH-OH group of donors; flavin adenine dinucleotide binding. Lineage: Eukaryota; Fungi; Basidiomycota; Agaricomycetes; Gloeophyllales; Gloeophyllaceae. The record is from RefSeq and is a predicted model, not a curated record. Bases 1 to 1755 code for a protein of 584 amino acids.